Messenger RNA from Galleria mellonella (greater wax moth), 5908 nucleotides. RefSeq names its product 2-aminoethanethiol dioxygenase. Lineage: Eukaryota; Metazoa; Arthropoda; Insecta; Lepidoptera; Pyralidae. The record is from RefSeq and is a predicted model, not a curated record. The transcript has a single exon. Gene Ontology annotation, molecular function: oxidoreductase activity, acting on single donors with incorporation of molecular oxygen, incorporation of two atoms of oxygen. Bases 6 to 875 code for a protein of 289 amino acids. Gene Ontology annotation, cellular component: mitochondrion.
GAAAAAUGACGUUUGUUGACAAGUGUACUUUGUUAUCGUGCCGAUUAUUUUCUACAUUUUUCACCAGAAAAAAAUUCUCGUGUAUAAGUGCAAUCAAAUUUCAUAUGGAUAGUAGAAAUGAAGCAAAAUCAACUAUGGAAAUCUCAAAUGUACAACCCAUUAUUGCAAUAUACCGGCACGCACGGCGGACAUUUGAUGACAAACUCAAAAGUGAAUUCACGACCAACUUAAACAAAUUAAAAUUGAUGAUGGACGCGCUAAGAGCUGAUGAUCUCGGAUUCGACACUAGCCUCAGUGAACCAGCGACUUGGAAAAAACCCAAUAAAGCGCCUUGCACAUACAUAGAAGUGUUUCAAAAUAGUAAAAUAAAUAUGAGUAUUUUUGUGUUGAAACCUGGCUUUAAAAUGCCUUUACAUGACCACCCUCAUAUGCACGGAUUAUUAAAAGUGAUUGUGGGUGCUGUGAAAAUUAGAAGUUUCUCUGAGUAUCCUUUGAAAGAGGCUGCUAACGAGUUAGACUUCGCUGUACGUGCGAAACACGAAGCGGCGCGUUUGACUCAAGGUAUUCAUAAACGUAGAAGAUUAUUUGCAAAAGUCAGUCACAAUCGUAUAUGUAGAGCUAACUCUGAGACAUGUACUUUAACACCUACAGUUUCAAAUUAUCAUGAAAUAGAGGCUCUAGAUAUGCCAGCAGCAUUUUUUGACAUCCUCUCACCACCCUAUGACACAUUAAUCAAAGAUAUUGGUCCAAGGAGAUGUCGGUAUUAUAAUGUAGCAAAUGAAAUAAGCACUAAUGUUGUAGAAUUACAAGAAACAGAUGUGCCAAAAUGUUUUUAUUGUGAUCAAGCACCAUAUUUAGGACCCAUACUAGGUUAGGUACAAAUUUCUUUAGUAAUAAUUAGUCCGUUUCAAAUUAUCAAAGUUCUGUUUGAGAGAUCUUUUUCUGAUACUAGCAGUAAUAAAUAUAUAUUCUCUCUUAACAAUGUUUAUAUUUUGCUUUUGGUUUAUGUAUCUAUUUAUAUACUUUUAUCUUAAUAAUAAUAUUUUUUUUCUCAUAAAUUUAAAUAUAGAUAAGUUACUAGUUUUUAUUUUUAUUAUAUUUGUAAAAGAAAUGGUCACUUAAACAGAAUAAUGGGUAUUAAAAGAUAUUAUAAUAAUAAGUCAAAUUCUCUUAAUUAUGGAAUAUAAUCCCUAGUCUAUACUUGGGAACUGCCAGAUUUAUAUUACACAGAAAAAAUAAUUAUUAUGUCUUAGAUCUUUGUUACAGUUUUCAGAUCUUUCUAAAUUUAUUUAGACCUAGAAAUUUGUUUACUGUGUUUUUAGAUCUUUCUAUAUCUAUAUUAUGUUGCUUGAGCCGUAGUGUAUUCAUAUUGAUUGAAAACAUUCAGGCAGUUUUACAUCAGUAACUAUAAAUAUUAUAGAACCAUGUGACAGGUGAUGCUUUGUUGCCAUGAACUUUUUUAUAAUUAGAGUAUUAAAAAAAAUGUAUUUGUUUCAAAUUAAUCAUUUUUUAUGCUUCAAACAUUAAUUUACAUUAUAUAAUUGAUUUAAAUACGUUUAAUAGAUAGAAUUUAUUAAAUGCCAUUUCAAUUCUAUCUAAUAAAAAGUUAUUUAUUAACACUGGUGAAGUUUCUAAUACUCAGUGACUACACUUUCAUCCUGUAUUAGCUACAAUACUUUUAAAAGUUCUCUACUUUAGGUAGUUUUUUAAAGGAAGCUAGCAUAAAUAGUAAAAAUGUCUCAUCUUAUUGCAAAAAAUAUCAUGUAAUUUUUCUUUCAAAAUUGCAUCGAAUAUUUUGUUUCACUCUCCUAUUCUGCAGAUAUCUUCACAUAUAUACAAAUGUCUUUGUCUUUGUAAAAUUACUUGAAGACCUUCUUAUUAGACACUUUAUUAAACUAGAGCAUUAUCCUUAAUAUGAGAUUUAUCAAAAUAUAAAUCACAUCAAUAUUAUUUAUUAGAAGUUUACAAAAUAUAGAUAAUUUAUUUUAUCUGUGUCAGCUAUCUAUAUAAUUUGUUUUAAUCUACAGUGCUGCUUAGAUGACAGACUAUCAUGCCUGGACUAUUGGCAAUUUUAAAAACUAAAAUCAUAUUUAAACAAUCUACCACACACAAUUAAAGUGAACUCAUUUUUUCAAUGUAUGUAUGUUACUUUAAUGGAAACAUCCUGUCACAUACAGGUUGUUAAUGUAACCAAUCACUAUUUUUGCCCCCAUACUAAACAAGAUUUUUGUCCAUACCACCAUUUGCCUGCGCUAUAAUUGUGUGUCAUCUUCUCAACACCUAAUAAGUAUGUCUGGCAAUCCUGAAAGUGUUAGUUGCAGUAUAAGUUCAGUCUAUGAUGAAUACUUAACUGGUAAAAAAAUGUUGAUAGUGCAAAUAAUUUUGUGCCUUCUUUAUUAACAUAAAAAUCGUAAAAUAUUUAAACUAAAAUUGUAUUAAGAACUGUUUACUAUGAUCUAACUAAUAAUACAUACACCAAACAAAGUUACCAUAAUAGUGUAUCAUUUAGUAUGCACAAAAUAAAAUGUCAUUUCAAAAAUAAUACUUCACAUAUGAAAAUACUUAGAAAUUGUAUCACUUUAUAUACUCAAUUAAACUUUGUACUGUAAGUAUACUAUUUAUUAAUAUUUUGUAACUAUUUUUAUAAUUUGACAACUGCAUUAUAUUCCACGUAACACAGACCUUUAACAUUUUAUCACAUUCCAUUAUUGUAACCUUAUUGUAACAUAAUGAUACAAAUUACUACUUAUCACAAUUUUAUAUGUCUGUACAUACAUAUAAAUUAAAACUUCAUUAUUUAGAAUGUGGUUUCAAACUAGUCGUAAUCUUAUAUUAAUAUUUUUUAUAAGUUCCCCAUGGUCUGUAUAUGUGUACUAUCAUUACUAUGACAUAUAUUUUACCAUUCAACAAUAAUAUUGUCAAAGUCGUAGAAUACUUACGGAUAUAUAAAAAUGUGAUCUUCGUCAUAUCCGUCAGUAUUCUAUAACUAUGACGAUAUAAUAAUAAACUACUCGAAUGAAAAAAAAUCAAUAUGCACUUUUCACCUAUAAUUAAAUAAAAAUAAUAAUGUUAAAAUCACAUUAUAAUGAUAUGCUUAUAUAACUCAUUAAAUCGACUUAUUACUGUAAAUAUUAUAUUUUUUUAUUUAAUUAAAAAAGUAAAAAUUACAGUUUCUACUUGAAUAUUUUUUUAAUAAUUGUAUUAUAUCCCCUUCUGUAGAAUUAUCUAAAUCAUUAUGUAUUCAUGUUCUUUAAUUAAUGAUUUAUCUUGUUAUUAUUAUAAUAUUAUUAUUAUUCUUCAAUAUCAAUAACAAUAACAAGUAGUAAAUUUUCAGACUAAAUUGAUAAUGUCAUAUCUGGUAACAUAAAUCUGUGAUUUUAAAUAUUAUAAUGAAUGAAAAGUAAUGAAAUAAAAGGACACCAAUAUCUUUAACAAUAGCUACAUUCACACACACACCAGUAAUUUAUUAUUUUCUAAAUAACUACUUACUAUGUGUGCCUAUUUAAUAUAAUAAACCUGUAAUAAUACCUACAUUCCACAACAUAAUAUUUACCUGAUUUGUAAGACCAGAGGAAGACUUUGUACAAAUGUCGUUUACUUGGGCACCUUCGUCCCAAUCGUGUUUCUAUGGCAGUGAAUUUAUAGGCUACAGAGGAAUAACACCUGAGUCCUCAGGAAUAGCAACGCAUGAGGGGUAUAAUGGGCGAAACAGUAUACUCUUAUGUCCAUGGUACUGCACUAUAGGCGAUGGUUACCGCUUUCCAUCAAGUGGGUUUCUAACUCAUACGUGAUGUUCAUCACUUCAAAUAUGAACAAUUUAUUUGUUUAAAAUCAAUUUUAGCAUUGUAAAAUGCCACUAAGUUUAAUUUUAUGUAAUGACGUUUCAUAGUAUGACCAUACAUUUUAGGCACUUUUUUUUAUUAUUAUAUAUUCUACCUAUAUUUUAUGUUUUCAAUUAUCUCUAUCCUUGAUUUUUAUAUUUUUUUAACUACAAUUCAAUGAUAUUUAAAGGAAAAAAUUUUAGAGAUGUUAUAUUGGGUCUGAGAUCUGAAAGAGGUGCUUUAAAAAUUUGGCUAUAUAAAUGUAAUUAACAAAUAUUGUUUUGAUAUUUACUAUGUCUAGGUAUCUUAAAGCAGUAUUACCUGUUUCUUUGUUUAUAUAUAUACGCAUUUGUCACCGAUAUCUAAAUUGAGAUAAUAGAAUUAAUGACUACACAGACAUUGAAAAUACGUAAGUAGAGAAAUAACAUAAACAAUUUUUUUAUUGUAAAUUGAAAAUUUAAUUUUUCUUCAUAAUUAUAUUAUUAAAAUUGUUAAACUUAUUUCACGGAAAUAGUUAAUAUUUUCAACUUUCAAUAUAAUUAUAUUUGAAAUUCACCAUGUCUGGUGACGUGUACUUUCCUCAUGUGUCUGACAUUAAUUAACAUACUCUUAACAACAAACUGACAGCUAUAUUAAAGCAAUUAGUUUUUAAAAUAUAACACAACGCUUUAUAUUUUUGUAAUUUAAUUUGCAAAAUUUUUUAAAAAUAAUAUUUAAUAUACUCAUGAUUGUUAUAACUACAGCAGUUGUCAGAGACGUAAGAGAGAGAAUUACUUACCUACUUAUUACCAAGCAUAUUUAAAUCUCUAACUGCGGUUGCCAAGCGUGGCAACUACUGACAAAACCCCUCAAUGGGGGAAGCCUAUAUUCAGCGGUGGACAGUUAACGGCUCAUACAGUAUGGUUUAUUUAAAUCCAACAUAGUGCCAGAGGUAGUAAGGCACGAACCUACAGCCGUAUUACGUAUUAAUUUGUAUUGAUAAUGGGUUUUCCACUACCGAAAAGUUAGUAUAAAAUGUAUUUUAAUGCAUUAAAAUUUAGCGUCGGCUAAAUUCGAAUUCAUGAUCUUUUGGGAUCUGUAUAAUGUAACAUUAGUCCCUGACGACGCCCUAAUUAUGGUGUUAGUGCACAAAAAUAUGAUUUUGAUCUCUUAAGUAUUCGUAUAAAAAUUACGUAAUUUAUCACAUUUAAUUAUAAGUAGGUAGCACAAGCUCAAAUUUAUUGUAUACUUAUUUAACAAAAUUACAACUUAUAACCUUUAUGUCGUAUAAAUUAAAUUUUAUUAAAAUAAGUUAAUUCAAGUGUAAAUAUAAAUGUUUUUGUUAAUAAAAGAUUUAAUUUGUUUAUUUACUUUAUUUUACUGUGACCUUUUUGAUGGACUGCGUACUACUGAGUGAUUAGUGCGAGUUGUACAAAAGUUUACAUUUCAAUAGAAAUUUUCGAUUUACGCAAAUUUUGUACUGAAAACUUACUACGCCUCUAACGGAUAGAUUUGGAAACUCAGAGUUUCAUUCUAUACAAAUUUAUCAGCAUAAAAGUGAACGCAGUCGUUCCUUAAAGGCAUAAGGUUCUUCAGAGUAGGCUAAUUACUGUUAAAUCCACAGUUAAAAUUGAGUAAUAUUUACCUAGAUAGGUAAAUAUUAUUCAGGUUUUUGAUAAAUCUUAAAUAUGCACAAAAAAUUAGAACGUUACUUUCUUCGCGAGUGCCUUCUAUUUGAAAGUUAUUAAAAAAAUAGAUGAACUUAUCGAGACCUAGAUCACAGUGUAAGUAACAACUAGUGGUCCAACGACUGUUAUAUCCUGGAUGGAAACGAGAAAUUGGGACACACUGUUGAAGAAAUGUCGGUUGGACGACUGAUAGAAAAAAGUUCUUUAGACUGUGUCUGGACCUUAGGCCUAGAUAUUUACAUUGAACUAUACAAAGGAUUUUUUGAUAAUCCGAUUAGAUUAGUCAUUAUCUUAAUUACAUAUAUUAUUUGAUACUAUAUAAUUUGAUGGCUAUUAUACUCAUUAUUCUAUAAUUUUAAUUGGUUAUGAAUACACCCUAAUAUGGUAAAUGAGAAAAUUUGUAAUUCGAAAUAGUUUGGA